Molecule: messenger RNA, 942 nt
Organism: Aspergillus lentulus
Lineage: Eukaryota; Fungi; Ascomycota; Eurotiomycetes; Eurotiales; Aspergillaceae
Product: DSC3 family protein
Cellular component (GO): Dsc E3 ubiquitin ligase complex; endoplasmic reticulum
Source: RefSeq, a predicted model, not a curated record
AUGACUUCCCCCGCAUUUCUAACCCCAGAUCCUACAUGGGACGGGGAUUCUGCAGAUGGGCUUCUUCUCCUAACUGUCCGAUUCUCUGCCUCGAUUCCCGACUUCCCUCUUGACAUCGAGAACCCUGAUAUUACCACGGCUGCCGGCUUGAAGCAAUUAAUCCGAACGCACCUUCCACCGAAGCUCUCAUCACAUCGCCUCCGUUUGAUCUACGCUGGUCGUGGUCUGGAAGAUGCCACCCCACUGAGUGUCUCUUUAAGGCUCCCACCUUCGCCUUCUAGAACUCCCGUCGCACUAGACGAUGCUACCACUGCCACGGGGAAGGGCAAAGCGCCCGUCCGGGAGCAGCCCCGGCUCUACAUUCAUUGCUCAAUAGGCGAUAUCGUUCUAUCUGACGCCGAUCUAGCGGCUGAGGCGGCAAUAGCUACCACACUCCAGCAAGAGUCGACGGACGAGACUUAUACAGGUAGACAAAAGCAGCAACAGCAGCAGCAGCAACCUCCGCCGUCCACUACGUCCGCCCCCCGCGGUUUUGAUCGGCUGUUAUCGGCGGGGUUCACCCCUUCCGAGGUGUCGGCGCUGCGAUCGCAGUUUAUGGCGAUCCAGUCUGUAUCGCGGACGCCGGAUACCAUGCCCACCGGGGCUGAACUGCGCGAGCUCGAAGACCGGUGGAUGGAUGAGGGAUCGUCCGCGAUGGCUGCGGGCGUGGGGGGCGGAGGUGAAGGCAUUUCCUUUGCGGAUGAUGAUGGCGGCUUUGGGGCUGGCUCCCGAGGUGCCAUGGACGAUAUGCUUUGGGGCGCGGUGAUGGGGUUCUUCUGGCCUGUGGGGUGUGCCAUGUGGUUGAGGAGGGAGGAGGGCGUAUGGAGUUGGCGGAAGGGUUUGGCGGUCUUUGUCGGCGUUGUCAUCAAUGUUGCAUUUGGCGCUAUGCGCAUUAUGAAUUAG